UCCGGUCCCACACUGAUGACGCGUACACAAGCGUGCCCGAGAGCGGAGGGAUGUCAAGGAUCCUCUGCAGAGUCUUAACAUCUGCACACACACACAGAAACCUGGAAGCAGCUGCUGCACACCUCUGCUCUGCAGCCUCUCCACCAGCCUCACUGUGUCCUGGCUCCUCUCCGAGAACCACCAUGGAGCCUAAACUGUACCGGUCCCCUGCAGGGGUCCGAGGCAUGACCUCCCUGGACAAAGAGGCCUUCGCACAGACCAUCACGGUCCCAGCUUUGCGGGUCCCCAUCAGGGUCUUGAACAAGGUGAUAAAGAGCCUGAAAAAGUCGACCAUCCAGCGGCCAGGGAUGCCAAGAGUCGUCCCAGACACAGAGGACGGAGGCGCCUUCCGUCUGAUCCUGUUGGACCCAAACAGAAUCUCCUCCGCCAGCUCCUUCUCCGAGGCCGAAGCCGAGGCGCUGAGGUCCUUCGAAGUCCCCGAGGAGCUGCAUUCCCACGAGCUGCAGCUGACCUACGACAACCUGAAGAGCGAGGAGGUGCUGGAGGCCGUUCUGCCUCCGGGGCAGGACGUGACCUCCGCCUUCAGCCGGGUGGGACACAUCGCACACAUGAACCUCAGGGACCACCAGCUCCUGUACAAGAGCCUCAUAGGUCAAGUCAUCAUGGACAAAAACCCCGGCAUCACCUGUGUGGUCAACAAAUUAAACAUCAUCGACUCAACGUACCGAAACUUCAAAAUGGAGGUGCUCGCUGGAGAGGAGAACAUGGUUGCUAAGCUGAAAGAAAAUGGAGUGACGUACGAGUUUGACUUCUCUCGUGUGUACUGGAACUCCCGGCUGAGCACCGAGCACCAGCGCGUGGUGCAGCUGGUCACACGGGGGGACACCGUGUUCGACGUGUUUGCCGGCGUCGGGCCCUUUGCCAUCCCCGCCGCACGCGUGGGCGCCAAAGUGUUAGCCAACGAUCUCAACCCGGAGUCCUACCGAUGGCUGCAGCACAACUGCAAACUCAACAAGGUGGAGAGCAAAGUGCGGACGUUCGACCUGGACGGCAGAGCGUUCAUCCAGGGCCCGGUGAAGCAGGAGCUGCCGGCGCUGCUGAAGGGAAAAGGCAGCGUCCAUGUGGUGAUGAACCUGCCGGCUUUAGCUUUGGAGUUUCUGGAUGCAUUCAGAGGCCUCCUGCACCAGGAAGCUCCCUGUGACGAGAACUUACCCACGGUGCACUGCUACGGCUUCUCCAGAGAGGACGACCCGGACACAGAUGUGGUGAAGAGAGCGUCCCGCAGCCUCGGGUUCCCCCUGGAGAACCGAUGCUCCGUGCAUUUUGUGCGUAACGUGGCUCCCAACAAAGAUAUGAUGUGUGUGAGAUUCACAAUCCCUAAAGAAGUCCUCUUCAGCAGCAGUGAUGACCAGACAGAGCCCUCAGAAGAACCUGCCCCUAAGAGACAGAAGUGUGAAGAAACCGAAUCAAUAUAACAUUUUACAAGUAAACGUUUUAUUUUUGAGUUUUUUUGUUUUAUGAGAGUUUUAAUACGUUUCAUUUUUUCAUCUUUUAUA
This is a messenger RNA of Limanda limanda (common dab), 1556 nucleotides long. RefSeq names its product tRNA methyltransferase 5 (gene trmt5). Lineage: Eukaryota; Metazoa; Chordata; Actinopteri; Pleuronectiformes; Pleuronectidae. The coding region runs from base 51 to 1475 and encodes 474 amino acids. The record is from RefSeq and is a predicted model, not a curated record. The transcript has 5 exons. Gene Ontology annotation, biological process: mitochondrial tRNA methylation; tRNA N1-guanine methylation. Gene Ontology annotation, cellular component: mitochondrial matrix; cytoplasm.